Molecule: messenger RNA, 3179 nt
Organism: Dalotia coriaria
Lineage: Eukaryota; Metazoa; Arthropoda; Insecta; Coleoptera; Staphylinidae
Gene: ine
Product: solute carrier family 6 member inebriated
Exons: 9
Coding region: 355-3042 (895 amino acids)
Biological process (GO): sodium ion transmembrane transport
Cellular component (GO): plasma membrane
Source: RefSeq, a predicted model, not a curated record
GCGUCGAGUUCACUCGGCAUAUCAUCGCGUUGCGCGGUGUUGAUCGGACGCUCGAGAUUUUAGUCUCGCGAAAGUUUAAAACUUUACUUUUUAAUAUAACAUCGUGUGAAAACCUAAAACAUAAAAAUUAGUGUAUUAAAAGUUGCAUAAGUAUGAUUUUCAAGUGAAAAUAUGAAAAUAAAGUUAAAAAAUUAAAGAAAUAGUGAGAUAUGUUUGAUACUUAACCUACAAAGUGCUUGUUAUCUCCGUGGGUUGUAUUCCGUUGAGCGUAGAUAGAAAGAUAGCCAAUUUUCCAAUUCACUCCCAAUUGCAAAUUGACAAUUAUCCCUAUCUGUAUGCGCGUGCGUGUGUGAUAUGUCUGCGCACGAGAUGGACGAGCGACAGUUGCUGACAAGCGCGCCUGCGAACCCGCCGGUGCGUAUCCUGCAAUUCAACGCCACUAAACGCCACCCCUUGCAACACCAACACCAGCGCCCCCUAACAAACGGUUCCGCAUCUAGUCAUAGCCUACGUGAUACUCUAUUAAAAAGUGCUAGUUUUAACAGUAGUUCGUUUCAUCCAAAACUGCACACUCAUCAUAAUAAUAAUGCGCGUGCGUAUUCAUCGGGUGCACCCUACGACUCGUCUACAUCUUCGGGUAGUCCGGAAAGUCCCGAUCUAAGACCGAUUUCACCACUGUCAUUGUUACCAGUGGCUGCGUCAGCGAGUGUGAUUAAUAACAAUUUCCACCGCGCGCAAGUGCUGCCCAACGGUAAGAAGAUGGAUCUACGGCUGGAUUUGCCGCAGGGUUAUGGAGGUUAUCCGCCGAUGACACACACGAAUAGCUUUAAAAUGGUGCGGAAUUAUAAUUGUGAUGGCAGUCCGAGUUGUUCGGGAUCGCCGGUGCCUUUUCUUACGCGGCCUUCGAGCGCUAGUAAUGUUUCGCGACUGUUUUCGGAUGCUUCGGCGAAAUCCUGGACGUCGGUGGGGAUGGGCUCGACGGAUGGGCGGAAAAUGAUUGUGAGGAGAGUGCCUACAUCGCCUAAUGAAUUGUUUAAUAUUGUCAAUCCAGUUACACCACCAGAAGAAUAUCUCUUUGAAGACAGUUGUGAUGGUUCCGAAGACGGGCACGCCGCCUACCUGAAGCCGAGGCGGCAGCAGUGGAGCAACAAGUUCCAGUUCGUCCUGGCGUGCAUAGGGUACAGCGUCGGCCUCGGCUCGGUAUGGCGGUUUCCUUAUUUAUGCUAUAAGAGUGGUGGAGGCGUCUUUCUCAUACCGUAUUUUAUACUUUUGAUUAUUUGUGGGGUGCCCAUGUUGUACAUGGAGCUCUCCAUCGGGCAAUACACUGGACGUGGACCGAUUGGUGCCCUUGGUCAAUUAUCGCCAUUAUUUAAAGGAACUGGCGUAGCUAGCGUCGUGAUAUCAUUUCUCAUGUCGACGUACUACAGUGUAAUCAUUGCCUAUGCGAUUUAUUAUUUCUUUACGUCUUUAAAACCAAUUCAGCCUUGGGCGCAGUGUGGCCAUCGGUGGAACACAGAUCAGUGCUGGGCGCCUGGCGGCAACUUUUCGAACUUCGAGAAUACAUCGUUGACCUUCAACACGCCAGCUGAGGAGUUUUAUAAUAAAAAAGUUUUGGACAUCUCGAAAGGUCUAGAAGAUUUCGGAACACUUCGCUGGGAUCUAGUAGCGUGUUUGUUAAGCGCCUGGGCGAUUAUUUACUUUGCCAUCUGGAAAAGUAUCAAAUCAUCCGGCAAAGUGCGCUAUUUCACCGCAACCAUUCCGUUUCUCAUCAUUGUCAUCCUUAUGGGUAAAUCAUUAACACUAGAGGGCGCUCAGAACGGCAUGCAGUACUUCUUCAGACCGAAUUGGAAACUGCUGGGUGAUUCUAAAGUGUGGGUGAAUGCAGCGACGCAGACUUUUAAUUCAAUGGGCAUUGCGUUUGGUUCGAUGAUAUCUUUUGCUUCAUACAGCAAGUAUCACAACAACAUUCUGCAUGACACCGUUGCUGUGUCUUGUGUUAAUGCAUUGACUAGUUUAUUGGUUGGGAUUUUUGCAUUUGCGACUAUAGGCAACAUUGCACACGAGUCACACACGUCUAUUGAGGAUGUCAUUGCCGAUGGUCCCGGUUUGAUUUUUGUCGUAUUUCCGCAGGCGAUGGCCAAGAUGCCCGUUCCGCAAUUCUGGGCGUCCAUCUUUUUCUUCAUGCUGCUGUGUUUGGCUCUUAAUAGUCAAUUUGCCAUUGUGGAAGUUGUGGUGACGUCAGUCCAAGAUGGCUUCCCCGUGUGGAUAAAAAAACAUCUAAUGUGCCAUGAAGUCCUUGUUUUUGUUGUCUGCAUCAUUUCUUUCUUGCUAGGAUUACCAAAUGUGACAAAUGGUGGAAUAUAUUUUUUCCAAUUGAUUGAUCAUUACGCAGCGUCUAUAUCGAUAAUGUACGUGGCAUUCAUUGAAAUAAUUGCGAUAUCAUGGUUCUAUGGCGUCUGGCGGUUGUCGAAGAACAUUGAACACAUGACAGGUAAACAACCGAGUCUGUAUUUCAAGUUCUGCUGGACGAUUGCAGCGCCAUUGAUGAUUUUCGCCAUUUGGGUGUUUUAUAUGAUCGAUUAUGAGUCGCCCACGUAUAAUAAUGGUCUGUAUCAUUACCCUGAUUGGGCAAUUGGUAUUGGGUGGGUUAUCUCGUCGUUUUCUAUCUUUUGCCUGCCGAUAUUCAUGAUUUGUAGUUUGGUUAAGGCUAAAGGCAAGACGUUAAGAGAGAAAGUGGUUGCUUCAUUGAAACCAAACAUUCUUCUCUGCGAGGCUUGUAAUGAGCAUAAUUGUGAACACAUUGAUAAAUGGCAGGAGUGUUAUGAGCGGUAUGAAGGUGAUGAUGCGACACCAGCGCCAUCGCAGCCAAUGUUGGAUAUUCGAACUUUGAGUCACAAUGGUAUUGCUGGUGGCGGCGAUGCAAGGAGUAGGUAUAAUGGAUCAGCUCCGGCAACGCCUGUAAGUCUACGGGAUAGCAACACCAACACCAACGAUGUGCACAGCAACGAUUCUGCGCAUUCUGCUCAUAGCAGCAAGCAUUAGUUUAGAAAUACGACAAUAAAUUAUAACAAGAAUGUUAUGUGCAGAAUGCAUUCGCAAACGAUUAAAAUAUGUUUUAAUUUAUAUGUCAAUAUAAAGCAAUAAUCAUAGGAUAUUUAAAUAAAUUUAUUUAAUUAUUA